Molecule: messenger RNA, 622 nt
Organism: Exaiptasia diaphana
Lineage: Eukaryota; Metazoa; Cnidaria; Anthozoa; Actiniaria; Aiptasiidae
Exons: 3
Coding region: 50-565 (171 amino acids)
Source: RefSeq, a predicted model, not a curated record
UAUCGUCUAUUUCCUCUAACAUGAAGCUCUUGUGAGCUAUUUCCCACAAAUGGGAAUCAACCAGGCAGACAACGAUGUGAUUGCUUUAGUUGAAAGGAGUCUUGGAAUCGACUCGUCGCAUUUGAAGCCAUGUGUUUCAGAGAGAGGAAACGCAAUUUCUUGUUUGGUACACGAGUCUUGGCUGAAAGAAAUAAUCAAUGGUAACCUUAGCUGCACRAAGUAUAUCCAUCCAUCAUCAGAGUAUGAACGGCAGUUGAUGUUACAACCGUCUCAUUCUGGACCAUAUCCACCUUGGGUUAGAAUAUGCAUCAAGAUUUUGAGAAAACCUAUCUUAGUUGGGAAUUCAGAAAGGUCAAUUAGUUUAAAAACUAGACAUCAGGGUCCAAACGGYCCAAAGUUUUCAAUGGAUUUGACUGUGGCUGAGUUAAUGGAGACCAUUAGCAAGGACAUGUACAGGCACAACUGGAACAGAGCUCUUCAAAACUAUUCUCUAGCRAUGUCCUACCUUCCUAAAUCACAGCAAAAACAAGUUGAUGGCAAGGUAUGUGAUUGUAUAACUUACUGAAUCAGGAAGUUUAAGGUUGUGGGUUCAAUCCGCCUGCAGCACAGCCUGGGUGAUGAA